Messenger RNA from Perkinsus marinus ATCC 50983, 351 nucleotides. RefSeq lists its product as hypothetical. The transcript has a single exon. NCBI's taxonomy places the organism in Eukaryota, Perkinsozoa, Perkinsida, Perkinsidae. The record is from RefSeq and is a predicted model, not a curated record. The annotation marks the transcript as partial.
GUUCAACACGUUGAAGGGUACGACUAUAUUCUGCCUGGCAACCCGGAAAUUGAUAUCGCCUUCUGCAAGCAGUGUCUAAGUCAUGUGCCCCCAGCUGAUUACGAGAAGUUUUUCGGCAAAAUCCGACAAUUAGAAGCGAAGUACUUCAUCAUUAGUGAAGGCAUUAACCCGAACGGCUAUGAGGCGACUAAGUGGGGAGAGUGGACGUUCCAUACGAAUGAUUUUCUCAAGUUGUGUACUGCCCAGUUUGGCAAGCCUUUGUUUACGAAAAAUUUCGUGGCUAAGGAGCCCGAAAUGUUUGCACCGUUGAUUCAUGAUACUACUGCUCUUUUUAAACUCUGCAAGAUGUAA